AUGUGCACGGAGGAGAAGGAGAUGUGUCCCUUAUGUAUGGAACCGAUGGAGGCAGAUGACAUCUCAUUUUACCCGUGUGAUUGCCGGUACCAGGUAUGCCGGUUUUGCUGGGCUAAGAUAAUUAACGAGGAAAAUGGGCUUUGUCCAGCUUGUCGGAAGGAAUAUAAUUCAGAAAAACCGGCAUCUUACAAACCUAUUUCGGAGACUGAGGAAUCUCGUUGUAGGUCUAGUAGAAGACGCAAGGAUUAUAUAAAGAAGACAAAGCUUAAUCCAGAAAUGCUCAAAAUCCUCCCAGAGUUAAGAGUUGUUCAGCCAAAUCUGAUAUUUGUGGUCGGUUUACCUACAUGGAUCUCAAAGGAUAAGGAAAUACUUAAAGGUCAGAAUUAUUUCGGUCGUUAUGGGAAAAUUUUUAAAGUGGAAGUUAAUCAAAACCAAACUUUCGGUGGACCACAGGGUCAACCUAGUUUUAGUGCUUAUAUAACAUAUUAUCGGGCUGAGGAUGCCAUGCGGUCUAUAAGGGAUCUUAAUCAGAGCACUUUACAUGGAAGACCAAUCCGUGUAUCACUCGGAACUACAAAGUACUGUAGUCAGUUUUUAAGGGGCACGAAAUGCACCAAACAUGAAUGCAUGUACUUGCAUGAACUCGGUGAUUCAGCUGCUAGUUUUACUAAAGAAGAAAUGCAAGCUGGAAAGCAUACUGAAUACAUGAACAAGUUGUUGCAAGAUUUCUGUCAGUCUAAAUCAUAUUCACUUGAUUCACAAAAGGAAGAAACAACUAUCUUAGGUUCACUAGAUUCUUCUGUCUCAAGUCCCAAUGAUGCUUCAGUACCUCAUACCAGUGAAUCAAGCAGCUACUCAAAUGGACGUAAUCGCUUCAGAUUUGAAGACACAUCCAUGCUGUCUGUAGAAAACUCGGGCGUGCAAGUUUCAGAUCGAUGCACUACACAGUCUGAUCAAACAAGUGCAUCACUUAAGGAGAUUCGUAAAUUAAGGCAUACUAAUAAAGAUAAUUCAAAUGCUGUCUCAGUUUCCGAUACCUCAUUGGCUGAUAAAUCUAAACUAAAUUAUAAUAAUUCUAACAAACCGAGUAGUUGGAAUCAUUCGUCAUCAAUUUCAUCAUCAGAUUAUCCAACUAGAAAGCUCGGGAAAAACUCAUUUGGUACUUUUCAUUUCAAGAAUUCGUCUGAAAAUACAAAUACAGAUAAAUCAUACGUAGAAGGAACUAAAGGUAACCAUGUCCGGCACCAUAAUUCCACCCAGAAUCGGAUUUUGUUGCCUCGCUCUAUCCCAUCUAAUCAAGUAUCUACACGUACUGAGCCUAUUUGUACCAGCAGUAAUGGCUGUCACCGUACAUGGUGUCGUCCAAAUCCAGAGAAUUCUUCAAAUACCCAACCUCUGUUAGGAGAUGAACCCGCAGAUAUUGAUUUUGACCCCUUUCGAGAAUCUCAGCAAGGUUUAGCUGAACUUUUAGCUGCUGAAGUUUCACGUCUUAAUGUAUCUGAACCUCUGUUCAGUCAUCGUGUUUGCUUAACCAAUGGAUCUUCAGUUGGCAUUUCUCACUGUCCAAGUGAACCACAAUCCUCAAGUUUAGACACUAGGCUUCCUCAAGCUAAUUUUAGUCUCAAUUCUGCACAAGCUGAAAAACUGCGUUCCUGGUACUCUAAUAUAGUAUCACAUAACAGAAGCAACCAUGUUGAUCCAAACAAGUCAUUUAACGUGAGUCCAAAUACUUUCUCUAAUCUUUAUCCUCCGCCGGGUUUUGAAGAGGCUGUACAAGGUCACGACCAGUCUUCGGAUGGUCAGUUUUUGACAUCUAAAACAGAUAUAUUAAACUCCAAUUAUCCAGAAUUAUCAUACUCAUGUCCUGAAAGCUUUGGAUAUAGCAACAACGUACGUAGCACAAAUGGAUCGUUGCUACAGUCGUGUGCUUUUCCUUGUAGUCUUCCUUUUACAGGCUCUACAGAAAAAUUGAUGACAACUGAUAAUUGGAUACAGGCUAAAAAGGUAUCCGAUCACAAUGCUAUCUAUUCAGACACUUUAUUUUCGUCCAUUCCUGCUGUGCUACCCGAUAUUAGUAACGCAUUAAAACAAGAUGAUUUACCUCCACACUUAUCUAGUCAGUUCAUGACAAACAUAUUUAAUGCUGUUUUAAAUUCCCAAUCAAGUAUGAAUAAUAAUGAAUCAACUGGAACACAUGACAAAUCCUCAACAAAAUCUUCAGCUUCUAUGUUUGACUUCAGUCAGUUUGUUAACCAUCUUUAUCAUCAAUCCUCUGGGUUCUUAGAUAUAAAUGCCCAUAAUCCUAAUCAGUGGUCUACUAGGGUCAAUAUACCAUUUGCUUGUACACAAAAUGAGGUUUUAGAUGCUUCUAUUUAUUCAAGUUCAUUAGCACCAAUGUCCAACACAUUAACUUUUGGAAAAUAUGGAUCUAAAAUGUGUUCUCUACCUAAUAGCAAUGACUAUCAACAACAUCAGAAGAUGACCUUUAGCACAAAUAAUAAUAAUACUAAUACUAAUAAUAGUAGUUUCUGCUGCAACACAGGCCUAACCGAUAUGGAUUCCCAUCCUACUUCAACUAAUUCAGCUUCCUCAUUUACAUGGCAACUCGACGAUCCCGCCAUUUUAUCCAGUCGGUUAUCAUCUUCAAAUUCUACAGUGAAAAAUAAUCAAAUCUCAUCUACAGAUUUACUUGAACAAAUUUGGCGAACCACUCCACAUUUCCAAUCAUUUUUUGACCCAUCUUUAGCUUCCACCGCUGCCGCCGCCUCCUCUUCCUCAUAUAUUUCACAAUCAGGAGUGAAAAAUCAAUCAAGACAACAACCAAUACCACCGACGGGAGAUACAAUGAUUCAUCCUUCGUCUCACUCUCAACUAAAAGAAUGA
Messenger RNA from Schistosoma curassoni, 2883 nucleotides. The record is from the annotation of a GenBank genome assembly. Lineage: Eukaryota; Metazoa; Platyhelminthes; Trematoda; Strigeidida; Schistosomatidae.